Neofelis nebulosa (Clouded leopard) is the source of this 945-nucleotide messenger RNA. Its product is annotated as olfactory receptor 9A1-like. NCBI's taxonomy places the organism in Eukaryota, Metazoa, Chordata, Mammalia, Carnivora, Felidae. Gene Ontology annotation, cellular component: membrane. The record is from RefSeq and is a predicted model, not a curated record. The transcript has a single exon. Bases 1 to 945 code for a protein of 314 amino acids. Gene Ontology annotation, molecular function: olfactory receptor activity; G protein-coupled receptor activity. Gene Ontology annotation, biological process: G protein-coupled receptor signaling pathway.
AUGUUGAAGAAUUAUUCUAGCGCCACUGAAUUUUAUCUACUUGGCUUCCAUGGCUCCAAAGAACUACACGAUAUUCUUUUUGCCACUUUCUUCUUUCUCUACUCAGUGACAGUCAUGGGGAACAUGGUCAUCAUUGUGAUUGUCUGUGUUGAUAAACAUCUGCAGUCGCCCAUGUAUUUCUUCCUUGGCCACCUCUCAGUCCUAGAGAUCCUGAUCACAUCGGUUGCUGUCCCCUUAAUGCUCUGGGGGCUGCUGCUUCCAGGGAUGCAGGCAAUGUCUUUGACAGCCUGUAGUGCACAAUUAUAUUUGUACCUUUCUUUGGGUACGUCAGAGUUAGUAUUAAUUGGAGCAAUGGCUGUGGACCGUUACGUGGCUGUCUGUAACCCUUUGAGGUACAACAUCAUUAUGGACAGCCACACCUGCAUCUGGGUGGUCAUUGUGUCAUGGGUGUUUGGGUUCCUAUUUCAAAUCUGGCCAGUCUAUGCCACAUUUCAGCUUACCUUCUGCAAAUCAAAUGUGAUAGACCAUUUUUUAUGUGACCGAGGGCAACUGCUCAAACUAUCCUGUGAUGAUAGCCUUUUCACAGAGUUUAUCCUUUUUUUAAUGGCUAUAUUCAUUAUUGUUGGUUCUUUGAUCCCUACAAUCAUCUCCUACACCUACAUCAUCUCUACCAUCCUCAAGAUCCCCUCAGCCUCGGGCCGGAGGAAAGCUUUCUCUACGUGUGCCUCUCACUUCACCUUUGUUGUGAUUGGCUAUGGUACCUGCUUGUUCCUCUAUGUGAAACCCAAGCAAACGCAGGCAGCUGAGUACAACAGGGUAGCGUCACUGAUGGUUUUAGUGGUGACCCCUUUCCUGAACCCAUUCAUCUUCACCCUCCGGAAUGACAAAUUCAUAGAGGCCUUUCGAGAUGUCAUGAAACGCUGCUAUCAACUCCUCAAGGAUUAG